Messenger RNA from Didymodactylos carnosus, 1617 nucleotides. The record is from the annotation of a GenBank genome assembly. Lineage: Eukaryota; Metazoa; Rotifera; Eurotatoria; Philodinida; Philodinidae.
AUGUCGGAUGGUUUGUGCAAACGUUCGUGCAAUCCUGUUACAGGUGUACAUUUAACAAACAAAGACAAUGAUGACAAUCAACGACGCCGGCGAUCAGUCCUAGAUGAUCCAUCGACAACACCCUCAACAGCUCGUACUAGUCAAAAAGCAGAACAGAUAUGCAAUGUAUACAUUGAUAAUUUUGUUAAUACACCUCUGGGAUCAAAUUUGACUGACAAAAACAUUGCUAAUGCAAAGAGUGCAUGUACAGUUGAUGUUACCGCGACCGGUAGUGCACAAUUUGCAAAAUCGAAUAUUGCCAUUCUGGUUAUUCAAGCAAUAACAGCUGAUUCAUCAACAUUUAGUAAUCUAAGUGAAAGUCUUUCCACUAAACUUGAACAAGCACUAGAUGACGCUAAUGAGACAAUGACAUUAUCAGAACAACAAGUUGAAGAGAUCAUAAAUCCAACUACUUCAACAACUUCCACAACGUCCUCCACUACAUCGAAAACUACUUCAACAACAGCGCCACCUAUUCGUAACGUCGAUGCCGUGAUAGGUUUAUCUCAAGUUGAGAAUGUGAAACCAGCAUGCAAACUGUCAACGGUAGCCAAUUCCCAGUCUUUAUUUUUAAAUAUAUCUGCCGAUUAUGACGCCGCAUGUGGAGCACAAUCUCGACGUUCAUUAAUUAGUUUCAGUGAACUGGAUGCUGUAUUAACCACGAAUCGACAACUGAAAUCUGUUUCACUUAAAUUGUAUGGCCCAUCAGUUAAUGAAACAGGAGACGGUGGUAAUUGGGCUUAUGGUACAACAGGUAUAACAAACGAAGUUUACAUACGUCGGGUAUUAGCCAGUUGGACAACAAGUGUUACAUGGGCAACUCAGCCGUCGACAACAACAACAAAUCAAGUUUUGAUACCGGCUUCAACACAAGAAUGGAAUUACAAUGUUACCUUGGAUAUAACACAUUUAGUCAACGAUAUAAAGACAUUGCGGAAAAAUUAUGGUUUUAAAUUACAGUUACCGUCAGAAAAUUUCGAUAAACAUCAAGAUUACCAAUAUCGACCAAUCUUUGAACAAGAUUUGUUUGGUAAAUGUAAUAAUACUCCAAGAUUAGAUAUGGCCAAACAAUCUUGUCAGAAAAUCACACAAUACGAACAAUGUAUAUUCGAUGUGCUUGUUACAAACGAUACAACAAUGAGUCAGAUACAUAUGGAGUUCCAUACAAACAUUGAUAAUUGGAGAGAAUUUGCUAAUCUAGUUCAACAAGACAACAAAAACGGUGUUAGUAAUGCUUUACAUUCAACAACAGAAGAGUUGUGUCAAGACAGAACACCGUCAUUAGAAGAAUUGAAAAUAGCCUUGAGGCAAAUGAAAAAUCGUAAAGCUCCUGGAAAUGACGAUGUAUCUGCUGACAUUUUGAAAGCAGGAGGACUGCAGGUCCUAAUUGAAGCAGGCGUGUCUGGCAUUCAUUUGGCCUAUGGAAGUAAUGAUUUCCAUCAUGGCGCCAACGAGAAAUAUGAAGAUUUCGAAAUACUAACUCUAAUGUAUGCGGAUGAUUUAGUGACUAUAUGUAAUAGCAUGCAGGAUUUGGAAAAAUUCAUUCAGGUUGAUAGCCCGGUUUAUAUUGAUAACUAA